AUGUAUAAAAAAUAAUCAGCUACACCUGAUUCAUCUAAACCUAGUAAAUUACAGAUUGCUGUUAAUUCAGUUAUGGAACAAUAAGAACAACCAGAAUAAAUGGUAAUUAUAUAAUCUUAUCAUUCCAAGCUAUUAAAAAAGAUUACCAACUUAUUUUCUAAUAAAUAGAGUUCUGAACAUGAUCAAAAUAUUUAAUAUCAACGAUGCUUAUAUAUUUUACAAUUAGAACCAGAUGAUAGAUCAUAAACUUAAGCAAAAUAAAUUUAAAGUUAUUUUGAGAAGCAUUUUCAUUACAUUGGGUAUGUAAUUGUGAAUAUUUAAGUCAAUUACGAGGAUAAUUAUCAGAGGAACUAUAUUUAAAGUUAUUCAAGAAUCUUUUAUAUGAGAAAGUAAACUAAUUUGAAUUGGUAUUCAAUUAUGGAGAAAAGGGAAGAAAAAUGUAUUUUAUAUUGGAAGGUGAAGUAGGUAUUUUGAUACCUUAAGAAGGUGAACCAAAAACUGAACGUUAAUUAGAUCGUAAUAAAAUUAGUAAUAAUGCAAGUAUAAGCAAUUAAACGAUUUGAUGAAUUAAUAUUGCAUAAUUACAGCAAUUAUAAAUUAGUUGCCAUAAAAAAGAAAUCAGAUCAUUUUGGUGAAAUUGCUAUUGAGUAAAGAGUUCCAAGAACAGCAACAGUAGUAGUAAAAACAGAGUGUGUUUUUGCUACUUUGUCAUACGAUGCAUAUUAAAGUGUUUUAGGUUAAUUACAAGAAUAAAUAAUGAAAAGAAAAUUUGAUAUAAUUAGAUCAAUUCCUCCAUUUAAGAAUUGGGUACAUACCUCAUAGUAUGUAUUUUUACAUAAUUGUGAGGAACAUACUUUUGAAACAAACAAUAUCAUUUAUAAAAGAUUUAAUAAAUGUGAUUCAGUGUAUUUGAUUAUAGAGGGAGAGAUUUUAGUUUAGAAAUGGGAAUAAUAUAGAUUAGAUUCUGAAGAAAAUGAAUUGUUUUUACCACAUGGUGAUAAAAUGUCUACUUUGGGUAGAUAUUCAAAUGGACAAGUUGUAGGGGAUUAUGAAGUUUAUUUAACAAAAAUGCAAUAGAAUUAAGUCAAGCGAUCUUCUUAAGCAAAAUGUAUGGUUAAAACUUCUGUUUUAAGAGUUCCAAUAUAAUAAUAUAUAGAGAAUAUGCGUAAUAAUUAAAGUGAAGAAUGGUUACAAUAAUAUUUUGAAGAAAAGUUUAAUAAGAAAUGGAUUAAUUAUGAAAGUAUCAUAUCACUUCAGAAAAGUGUAUCUGUUCCUAUAAAGAAUUAAUAUAUUCUACCAAAUGCUAAUUAGAAAAGUACUCAUAUUUUACGUAAGAUUUCUUAACCAAAUACUACAAAGUAUAUUGAUUAUAACUCAAAUUUAAAUGAGAAUUAGGUGAUCACUUAUUCUCAUGAUUUAUUGAAUCUAAUGAAUUAAAAUCGUAAAUACAGAGAUAAUUCUUAAAAUAAUAAGAAUUUACAUUUUCUUCAUUCUUCUUUCAAUAUUAUUAAAAGUUUGAAGAAUAGAAUUUCAAAUUAUUAAGAUAGAUUUCAAUUAGAAAGUAGAAGUGGAGUUUAAUCUUAAAGUAUAUUUGAUAGAAAGAGAUGUUAAUCUCGUAUUGAUUUUGAUAGUUUUUAAACGUAAUUCCUAUUAAAACCUAAUACGUGUUCUUAAAAGAAAAGAACAAAAUUCAGGAGUAUUCAUUAGUUUUAAAAUUUAUCAAAAGUUAUGAAAGUUGGAUCUUGA
This is a messenger RNA of Paramecium sonneborni, 1746 nucleotides long. The record is from the annotation of a GenBank genome assembly. NCBI's taxonomy places the organism in Eukaryota, Ciliophora, Oligohymenophorea, Peniculida, Parameciidae.